GCUACCACAAGACUGCAAUAUACCAAUGCCAUAUUCGUCAUGUAAAACAAAAUAUUGAUCAAAAUUCUGCGCUUGAAGAAGAUUUGGGGAAUGUGUGAGUCAGAAACUAUUAUUAUGUUUUGAUGAGAGACAAAUUGGCUGUGUAUAAGAGAAUUCCUGGUCGACAAUAUAAACCCUUGUCAAACUCGAUGAAAGAAUUAUGGCCGUGUUAGACGCCGAAGAGAUACAAGAAUGAAAAUGCCGUUUAACCGUUUCAUCGGUAAUCGCCAUUCACUGAAUUUGGAACAGUUGCGACGACAACAAUGGCAAGAAAGUACCGAAAAUAUCACGUUGAGUCAAAUUGCACGGCCCUUGAUCAAUGGGGAAGCAGCCAUGCUGACCACUCCAAGUCCAGAACAACAGACCAGAGAUUGGGGUGAUGAAAGAGAGGACGGCGCAAUAUAUCGUGUCGUUUUAAAGAAAGUUCGUUACCACACAACAAACAAACUACCAUUUAAUGACGAGUUUGUCUCGCACUUGGAAUGGGAGACGCAGAAGCGACGAACAAUUAAAGCUGGGACUCUCGUGAAGUUGAUUGAACAUUUAGCUCCAGCCAAUGAUCAUAUUGAUGAUAUUGAUACCGGUUUCUUGACCGUUUUUCUUACUAUGCAUCCAACGUUUUCAACAUCCGAGGAAGUUGUUGCACUCUUAAUCGAAAGAUUCAAAAAAGUGAAGAAGAAAAAUUUAUCGCGUGAUUUUGAGAACUUUAUAAGGGUAACCGUUAAUGUUCUGUUGGUCUGGUUGGAGAACUUCCCUGGAGAUUUCACAAAAGAUUCGAACUGUAAAUUACUGAAACAACUCCAGAUGUUCGCGAAAAAUGAACUGAAGGAAAAACGCAGUCAGGAAGUCUUACGGAAGACACAACAAUUGCUGGAAAAUACUUCACCUUCUCUUAAACAUGAAGUAUCACGAUGUUCACCAAAUGUCGACAAAAGUGACGGUGGUGAAAGUGCGGAGAGUGUCUCUUUUUCGGAAAACAGGGAAUUGGUGGAAUUCGCCCCCACUGAAGUUGCUGAACAAUUGACAUUGAUAGACGCUGAACUCUUCAAAGCUGUGAUACCAAGGGAAUGCGUGGGAUGUGUGUGGUCAGGACGGGAUAAAAAAGAAAACAAACAAAAGGCGUUAAGUGUUAAAGCUACGGUUAAUCAAUUCAACGCCGUCUCUAGACGAGUCACGACAACUAUUCUUUUCGGAGACUUACGGGGAAGCCCGAGUAUAGCACGAAGAUCAAAACGACUUGAAGCCUGGAUUGAAAUAGCACAGGGAUGCCGAGAUCUUAAGAACUUCUCGUCGUUAAAAGCGAUCAUGUCAGCGUUACAAUCAGCUCCUAUACAUCGUCUUAAGAAAACCUGGUGCGCUAUAUCAAGGAAUCAUCAUUCGUCAUUCGAGGAGCUGUCAGCACUUGUGUCCGAGGAGAGCAACCAAAACGUUGUGAGAGAAUUGUUGAAGAAGGAAGGUACGGCUAAAACUGUUGAAUUGAAGAAGAAGUCCUCACUAACGAGAAAAGGAACUCAUCACCAGCGAACACCAAAUACUAAUGGUAAUAUUAGUGGAACAGUUCCGUACCUAGGAACGUUUCUUACUGAUUUGAUGAUGUUGGAUACAGCUUACCCCGACAUGAUUGACGGAAAUCUAAUCAAUUAUGAGAAGAGGCAAAAGGAAUUCGAAGUCAUUGCCCAAAUCAGAUUAUUCCAAGAAGCAGCGAAGAACUAUUACAUUUUACCCAAUAAUGAGUUUCGAAAUUGGUUCGAUUCACUAGAAACGCUGACAGAAAACGAAUACUUCACUCUGUCAUGUAGCUUGGAAUCUGGUUCUUUACCAAAGAGACAAGCCUCACUUUUCAGAUCCAGGAAAUUAAAAAGUGAAAACGAUCUGGUCAAAGCAAGUUCAUUCAGAGAAGACCUGACGGAUGGCUGUGGUUCAAUUAAUCACAAACGACAAAACUCCGGAUCGUCAAUACGCUCUGAGGGAUGCCCAAUGAUGUUUGGCAGUGAUGGACACAUUAUUCGUGUCUCGCUACAGAGCGAUGAUAGUUGUAAUCUGUACAAGAGUAUACGGGUCAACGAAGGUGAUCGAACACCAGCGGUAAUAAAAAAGUCUCUAACGAAGCAUCAUAUUGACGGGGAACAGCCAAAUAAUUGGACAUUAGUACAAAUACUACCGAAUGGAAAUGAAGUUGUCAUUCCUAAAAAUGCGAAUGUCUACUAUGCGAUGGCCACAAAUAACAAAGAAAAGGGUUUAUACUUUCUUCUACGGGAAAAUCCAGCAUAAACUAUUUCACACAGAUAGAUUUUACAACCGUACAAGCUAAAUUCACCUGGUUCUUUUCACCCCGAACAGCUCCGGAAAAGUCGUAUCUUAAAAUAUUAAGAAAGCUAAUGUAGUACAUUUAUCCUGGCUCAAUUCACGUGAUCUGCGAAAUCAUGUUGCCUAUACUUUAAUCUGACGUUGAUUUUAUUUUGAUCCUACAAUUAAUCAUUGUAAAUACCGUUCUUUGACAACGCACCUAUAUGCGAGUAUUUUAUACAGAUUGUGUUUUCUUAUGUAUAUAUUACAUGUACAGAUAUGGGUUUAAUUUAACCAAACAUAUAUGGGUGGGCAUGCUUUAACGAGACCAACGAGGGAACUAUUGAAAUAUUGGACACCUUAUUGAAGGUGUAUAUUAUUUUAAAGCUGCUGGUGAACUUCUUACUUCUCAACUAUGGUGGUGUUUGGUUUGUGGGGGUAAUCAUGGGGAAACAUACAAAGGUUUAUCUACCUUUAAGAACUUUACUUCCUCCUUUACAUCUCCUUGCACCACCUGUGUUUGUGAUUUUGUCAGAUGAUGUUGUGUUGAUUAAAAAGUAUUCUUUUAUCAA
This is a messenger RNA of Dendronephthya gigantea, 2897 nucleotides long. RefSeq names its product ral guanine nucleotide dissociation stimulator-like. Bases 232 to 2310 code for a protein of 692 amino acids. Gene Ontology annotation, cellular component: plasma membrane. The transcript has 19 exons. Gene Ontology annotation, molecular function: guanyl-nucleotide exchange factor activity. Lineage: Eukaryota; Metazoa; Cnidaria; Anthozoa; Malacalcyonacea; Nephtheidae. The record is from RefSeq and is a predicted model, not a curated record. Gene Ontology annotation, biological process: positive regulation of GTPase activity; Ras protein signal transduction.